Hibiscus syriacus is the source of this 1098-nucleotide messenger RNA. RefSeq names its product nuclear transcription factor Y subunit C-9-like. Gene Ontology annotation, cellular component: nucleus. Bases 62 to 778 code for a protein of 238 amino acids. The record is from RefSeq and is a predicted model, not a curated record. Gene Ontology annotation, molecular function: DNA-binding transcription activator activity, RNA polymerase II-specific; DNA binding; protein heterodimerization activity. Gene Ontology annotation, biological process: regulation of DNA-templated transcription. The transcript is spliced from 3 exons. NCBI's taxonomy places the organism in Eukaryota, Viridiplantae, Streptophyta, Magnoliopsida, Malvales, Malvaceae.
AAACACCAACACGAAUUGUUUCCAAUCUUAGGCUGUUCUCAAUCUUCACCUCAAGGUUAGAAUGGAUCACCAAGGGCAUGGACAGCCCCCAGCGAUGGGGAUUGUUGGAAGCGGAGCUCAAAUGGCGUAUGGCGCUGCCCCCUAUCAAAACCAAGUGACUGGUGCCCCGAAUCCUGGGUCGGUCGGAGGCAUUCAACCGACCAAUCAGCCAACUGGAGCUCAACUUGCACAACAACAACUUGCUUAUCAGCAAAUCCAUCAGCAGCAGCAACAGCAACUUCAGACAUUUUGGGCGAACCAGUAUCAAGAAGUCGAGAAAGUUACGGAUUUCAAGAACCAUAGUCUUCCCUUGGCCAGGAUCAAGAAGAUCAUGAAAGCCGACGAAGACGUGAGGAUGAUAUCGGCCGAGGCCCCUGUCAUUUUCGCCAGGGCAUGUGAAAUGUUUAUCUUGGAAUUGACAUUGCGUUCAUGGAAUCACACGGAAGAGAACAAAAGGAGGACGCUUCAGAAAAACGACAUCGCGGCGGCGAUUACCAGGACUGACAUAUUCGAUUUCUUAGUCGACAUAGUUCCCAGGGAGGAUUUGAAAGACGAAGUUCUUGCAUCAAUUCCACGAGGAGCAAUGCCCGUCGGAGCACCUGCCGAUGCACUCCCAUACUACAUGCCUGCCCAGCAUGCACCCCAAGUUGGGACUCCGGGGAUGAUAAUGGGGAAACCGGUUGUCGACCCUGCUUUGUAUGCCCAGCAACCUCACCCGUACAUGACACAGCAGAUGUGACAACCGCCGGGCCCCGACCAACAGCAGUCAUCGUCCGAUCAUUACCGGCUGUAAUAGCAUAGAAGGUAAAGAAGGCAAUUACAGUGUUGUAAAUUGCUUUUUGUUGCAGUUUUCAUUCCCUGGGGUAUUCUUAUAUUUGCUUUGCUUUGGUAAAUUUGUGGCAAGACAUGUUCCUUUGGACAUCUCUGAGAAUGUUGUACGGAAUAAGGACGCUUUUUAUUUUCGUAGAAGUGAUUAGUUUGGUUACUUAGAGAUGUAAAAAUAGAAAUACAAACGUAGAGAUUUUCGUAGUCGGACGGAAUAAAUAAGCAGUUUGAACC